ACUCUAUGGAUCCUCAAUGUAACCUAAAUCUUCCACUUAUAUUUUUUCCACUUCUUGACUGUCUCCUUCUAUUCUACGCCUACAUCGACGCACCUUCGCCCCCAAUUCCUCAGCCACCUAUCUACCGUCUUUGCUUGGCGUCAGCAUGCUGGUCGCCUUAGUCCUCGCUGCUUGCGCGGGAGCCGUCAAUGCUGCCUCCGGCAUGCUAGAGGUGGACCUCGUCUUUCCUCGCAACGAGACCUAUGCCGCGACGCAAAUUUUUCCAGUCAUCAUCGCCAUUCAGAACCCCGACCUAGGGCGAUUCCUGAAUCCUACGCUAGACGUGACGGUCACGAACGUGGAAACACAGGCUAGCAGAGACCUGUUCUACGACCUGAGAUGGGCGAACUUCUCCAGCAGUGAGCUUUAUCGGGAGGUCAAAAUCCUUUCAAACUUCACCGAAGAGGGCGUGUGGGCGCUUCGCUUGGACGUGGGCUGGAACAGUUGCACCGAGGACUCGCUUGCAUUCCUCGGAGGUGGCCUCGCAGCCAACCGCACGAGUCGCUCCACAUUCUUCACCAUCAAGAGUUCCGCACCAGAAUUAGAUCUCGUAGCCGCCACAAAGAACCGAGAUUGUACCGACAAUGAAGCAGUUGCCAUCAACGUGGACGCCACCCUGGCGGUCCCUGAUUUUAUCACCUGGGAGGAUUAUGAUGGAAAGACUUGUGCGUCUAUGGCAGCCACCACGCCGGCCCCGACUCCCUGCAAUGUCAAGAUUGACGCGGUUGCCGCUUCAAACAUUUCUGCAUCCAUGACGUCUCUUCAUUGCCAGGCAACUCGAAAGCCUGGAGACUCCUGUCCAACUGACGAGAAGAGCACUGCUCAGCGACUGAUUGGUGGAGGUACGGCAGGAUUGGUGGCCGCAUUUGGCACAUUCGGCUACAUGAUGGUGUGAAGAUCUAUACAGUUACAUAAUACACAUUCACUCGGUGGCUGAUCGAUUGAUUUCGUCUCCUAUCUUAAGUGGGACAACCAUAUUACAAGUCGAUACGUCUUUCGCUGACAGUAAGCAAUAGCUAAGCAAUAGCUUUAGAUUACAAGACUUUUCCCGCUUGGACUAUUGCAUUAGGCCCCCAUCAGGAUCAAUCUGUGGAACUGCCGGGAGUUAGGCCGCACCUUGGGCAGCUCGGGUCUGACGGCACCAAAGUGCGGCUGAACUACGGGCCAGGCCGUCUGUAG
Molecule: messenger RNA, 1218 nt
Organism: Alternaria rosae
Lineage: Eukaryota; Fungi; Ascomycota; Dothideomycetes; Pleosporales; Pleosporaceae
Exons: 1
Coding region: 146-934 (262 amino acids)
Source: RefSeq, a predicted model, not a curated record